This is a messenger RNA of Coccidioides posadasii C735 delta SOWgp, 1757 nucleotides long. RefSeq lists its product as uncharacterized. Gene Ontology annotation, cellular component: actin cortical patch; ruffle membrane. Gene Ontology annotation, biological process: actin filament bundle assembly; regulation of ruffle assembly; actin cortical patch localization. NCBI's taxonomy places the organism in Eukaryota, Fungi, Ascomycota, Eurotiomycetes, Onygenales, Onygenaceae. Gene Ontology annotation, molecular function: phosphatidylinositol binding; actin filament binding. The record is from RefSeq and is a predicted model, not a curated record.
CGAAGAGCGCUGCAGGUUUCGAGCAUUCGUUCUACGCCGCAAGACUCCCGCUGCCAACGCCGAAGCCUGAUUUCAUUUCUCUUGGAUUUUAUUUGCCGCCUGACCGAUUGGUUAUAUCCUCCUUGCAUACCAUUUACGGGAAUCCCCACGGUCCAUUGAGACCGGAGGUCCGGCAUCGACGAUGCCGCUGGGAAUCCACAAUCCGCUGCCCUCGUCUAUGAGGAGCGAAUGCAGGAAAGCUGGCAAGAUCCUAGCUUCAUUUGUCGAUCCCCGCCAGGCGUUCGGGCCAGAUAAGAUCAUUCCGCCACAAAUCUUAGCAAAUGCAAAGGGCCUCGCGAUCAUAACUGUCUUGAAAGCGGGGUUCAUAGGCUCCGGCCGAUUCGGCUCUGGUGUGGUGGUUGCACGCCUUUCUGAUGGCAGUUGGUCUGCUCCUUCUGCAAUCGCAACUGCCGGAGCAGGUGUUGGUGGCCAGAUCGGGUUUGAAUUGACAGAUUUCGUUUUUAUCCUCAACGAUUACGCCGCUGUACGCACCUUUUCCCAACUCGGAUCGAUCACACUCGGAGGCAACGUUUCGAUUGCCGCAGGGCCCAUUGGUAGGAAUGCAGAAGCAGCAGGAGCAGCCAGCGCCAAAGGCGUAGCUGGCAUAUUUUCUUAUUCAAAAACAAAGGGCUUGUUCGCCGGUGUGAGUCUGGAAGGAAGUGUCUUGGUUGAGCGGAGAGAUGCCAACUCGAAGCUCUAUAAUGCCAGGGUAACUGCGAGUCAAUUGCUUGGAGGAAGCAUACCCCCUCCCCCAGGCGCAGAACCUCUUAUGAGAGUCCUGCAGUCUCGAGCAUUUUCUGGCGCAAAUGCAUAUUCCGACACAAUGUAUAAUGAUAUCCCCGUUUAUGAAGAUCGCAAUGACGACGUCGUCUGGGAAGGAAGAAGAGGCGACGCCUUUGGUGAAGGUAUCCCUCGUAAUCGAUCAGCGUCCAUGAACGAUGAAUAUGAAUAUCAUGACAGACCAGCAAGGGCAAAUACAUGGGCUGAUGAGGUUUACGAUCGCCAGCCUACUGGACGCCUAGGCCGAACCUACAGCACCAUGGCUGGCCCAAAUGACCAUUUCUCCAGUCGCGGUCGCAGUUUUACUGCGGGUCCCUACGGGGGUGAUUAUGUGUACCGCGACAAGAAGCCAGCCCGCCCAACAGCACCGAAACCCGUGUUUGGGAAUAAGCCAUCCCAGCGUGCUCUCCAAAAGAAUCAGGCCAUCGCUUUGUUUACGUUUGAUCCCGAUCAAGAAGGGGACUUGGGAUUUAAAAAAGGGGACGUCAUCACGAUUUUGAAGCGAACGGAUAAAAAGGAGGAUUGGUGGACUGGAAGGAUAGGAGAUAGAACUGGGGUCUUCCCAAGCAAUUAUGUGGAUGUCAUGGAUUAAGUGGCAGCUUCUCGUGCUGCCUUCGCCAAUUAUCGCGCCUGCCUCGGCCUACAGCGUCGGAGUUCGAGAGAAGAUGGGUAUAUUCAUGAGCAAUGAAAUUUCCGGGAUCAUAUUCGUUUGAUAUUCGAUGCGGGACAUUAACUCACACCAUUUCGCUUCUCAUCUCGAUGCAUCUUUCAUCUUGGAAAGCUUGGCGUUACUUAUUCUAUUCUACUUUCCCAUCUAUUACUCUUGAUGUAACUAGCUGCUUUUUUUUGUAUCUGCUGAUGAUUCUCUGUAUUUCAUAACAAAUUGGCUCUCUGUAUUUAAGAGUUGGUUAAGUAGCAUAUGGGCUUGUUUCGCAGAA